Danio rerio (zebrafish) is the source of this 3363-nucleotide messenger RNA. It is a transcript of the gene itgb5, whose product is annotated as integrin, beta 5. The record is from RefSeq and is marked provisional. NCBI's taxonomy places the organism in Eukaryota, Metazoa, Chordata, Actinopteri, Cypriniformes, Danionidae. Gene Ontology annotation, cellular component: anchoring junction; plasma membrane.
GUUUAAAGUAAUGUGAGGGACGCUGGCAGGACACUCGACUAUUGAACUUCCAAGCUGAAAACAACCGGAGGAACGAGGAAAACAGCCUGUUCAAGAAGUUUGAAAUGUUCGUGCAACUGAAGAUUUAAAACCCAGUAUGAAUGCUGGGCAAGUUUCAUUACAGCAGUGGACCUCGGACAGACAGCGACAGUAACUUCGAGUGUGUGGAUUAUUGUUACAGGAUCACUCGGAUUUCACUCAUGUGUUUACAGUGCAGAUUCGCGCACUGGACACUCACUUCAGUCAUGUAUGUGCCGCUGUGAUUUGGGAAGGAUGGACAAAGAGAAGACCUCAGUCACCCGCUGUGGAAGGAUGUGGAAACUUUGCUCAUCUACACGCCACCCGGCUCUUCUAGUUUGUAUAGUUUUGGAAAUAUUUAUUCACAGCGUCAAAGGUCUUAAUGUUUGUAUGAGCGGCAGCGCCACGUCUUGUGAAGAGUGUCUCCUCAUUCACCCGAGCUGCGCCUGGUGCGCGCAAGAGGACUUUGGACAGGCCAGAACACUUACCUCAAGAUGUGACUUUAGCCAGAACUUACAGAAGAGGGGAUGCGAUGCACCAUUUAUAGAGAACCCGAGGAGUGGCAGCUCUGUGCUCCAGAGCAAACCCUUGAGCUACAAAGGGUCAGGAGUGACCCAGUAUGAUGUCAUCCAGAUAUACCCACAGAAGAUCUCUCUCAGCUUAAGGCCUGGUGACCAGGCGUCUUUUGAAGUCCAAGUGCGCCCUGUGGAAGACUAUCCUGUUGAUUUGUACUACCUCAUGGACCUCUCGCUAUCCAUGAAGGACGAUCUGGACACGAUCCGCAACCUGGGCACCAAGCUGGCUGAAGAAAUGAGGAAGCUCACGAGUAACUUUCGUCUUGGGUUUGGUUCCUUUGUGGACAAGAACAUCUCACCCUUCUCCUACACUGCAUCCAAGUACCAGGACAACCCAUGCAAUGGAUAUAAAUUGUUCCCAAACUGCGUCCCAACAUUUGGCUUUCGUCACCUCUUGUCUCUUACGGACAAGGUUGAUCGUUUCAAUGAAGAAGUGCAGAAGCAGAUGGUUUCGAGAAACAGGGACGCGCCAGAGGGAGGGUUUGAUGCCAUUCUUCAGGCUGCAGUUUGCAGGGAGAAGAUUGGCUGGAGGAAGGAGGCCUAUCAUCUGCUGGUGUUUGCCACUGAUGACGUCCCUCACUUGGCUUUGGAUGGUAAACUCGGUGGACUGGUGCAUCCUCAUGACGGCCAGUGUCACCUGAAUGACAAGAAUGAGUACAGUGCUUCAACCAAGAUGGACUACCCUUCUCUAGCACUGCUUGGAGAAAAACUGGCUGAAAACAAUAUUUUCCUGAUCUUCGCCGUUAUAAAAAGACACUACGUUCUUUACAAGAACCUCACUGCGUUGAUCCCUGGGACUACAGUGGAAAUUUUGGACCAGGACUCCAAAAACAUCAUUCAACUAAUUGUGAACGCCUACAAUAACAUAAGGUCAAAAGUUGAGCUGAGCGUGUGGGAUCAUCCUGAAGAUCUCAGUCUGGCCUUCUCCGCUACCUGUCAAGAUGGACAGCCCCUGACCGGUCUCCGCAAGUGCGCCGACCUCAAAAUUGGUGACACUGUCUCCUUCAAUGUAACCGUAGACGCUCGAGGAUGUCCUCCGAAAGGCACCAGGAAGAGUUUCACCAUCAGGCCUGUUGGUUUUAAAGACCGUCUAGAGGUUUCUGUGGAUUACCGCUGUGAUUGCCGCUGCACGUAUCACACAAAGCCGAACAGCAGCCGCUGCAACUCUGCUGGCACUUACAACUGUGGGUUGUGCCGCUGUGAGCCUGGGUAUCUGGGAGCCCGCUGCGAGUGCCAGGAGGGUGAGGUGGACCACCAGCACCUCAGUGCCUGUCGAGAAGCAGAGGGCAAGCAGGUGUGCAGUGGUCGUGGAGAAUGCAGCUGUAACCAGUGCCUGUGCUAUGAGUCCGAGUUUGGCAAGAUCUACGGCACCUUCUGCGAAUGUGAUGACUUCUCCUGUGCCAGACACAAGGGCAUACUCUGCUCAGGUCAUGGAGAAUGCCACUGUGGUGAGUGUAAAUGCCAUGCCGGUUAUAUUGGAGACAACUGUAAUUGCUCGACGGAAACGGCUUCCUGUGUGUCGGAUGAUGGCAAGAUCUGUAGCGGCCGGGGCAGCUGUGUGUGCGGACGCUGCCAGUGCACUGAACCAGGGGCAUUUGGGGACACAUGUGAAAAAUGUCCCACCUGUCCAGAUGCAUGUGGAACAAAGAGGGAAUGCAUCGAGUGUCGUCUUUUUAACACAGGAAGACUGGCUGAUAAUCAGACCUGUCAGCGCAUGUGCAAGGACGAAAUCACCACAGUGGAAACCCUCAAAACUGACGAUCCCAACGCUGUUCAGUGUGUGUAUAAGACUGAGAAUGACUGCGUGAUGAAGUUUACAUACUCUGAACAUGCCAAUGGACAAUCAGUCCUCACCGCUCUUAAAGAGCCAGAAUGUGCCGUCGCACCAAAUGCUAUGACCGUGCUGCUGGCUGUGGUUGGCAGUAUCUUGUUGAUGGGCAUCGUGCUACUGGCUCUCUGGAAACUGGUCAUCACUGUUCAUGACCGCAGGGAGUUUGCACGCUUUCAAAGUGCACGUUCACGAGCGCGAUAUGAGAUGGCAUCUAAUCCAGUUUAUAAGCGGUCCGUACCAAUGGAGACGGAUUUCGAUAUGCAUGGUAUCAAGUCACUGAACGGAGGAGUCCACUGAUUAAACGCCAUUUGGACUGAGGGACAUGGCAGGACCUGUCCGGUGCACAUCUGCACUACAGUGGAGCACAGAGAUGGGAUGGAUUUUAUGGUCUGAUGCAAUGAAAACUUUUUGGUGGAUUAGUGGUUCAUGAGGAUUGGAGAUGACAGUAAUGAAAGUCAAUUUAUGAGCGGCAUUUGGACACAUGCUGAAUUUGAGAAAAGGAUUUUAAGGGCUUGCCCGCUUGACUUCAUGAGCGAUGGACAUUGACCCACUAUGGACCGCUUGCUUGAAUAUAAUUCGUCAUUGUCUUCAUUUCUAACCGUACCUCCCACACAUUAUGAUGGAUUUUGCAGUGCAUUCUUUUAUAGGCAAAAAGACAAGUGUAUAUUUUUUAACAUUGUGCCUUUCCAAGCCGUUACACUUUUUAUGGGAAUUAAAUAUAUUUACAUGUGACAUUGUACAGUAGACAUCAUAGAAAACAAACAAAUGCAAACUUUACAUCAGCUCUUUAAUGAAGAGAAGGGUACUAACAUGACCAGAGCAAUAACUGUCUUAACUCUUUUUUUGCACAUUGUGUAUUAGGUUGAGGUUUAUAAAGUAAAAAAGUCACUCUACAAUGAA